Molecule: messenger RNA, 15424 nt
Organism: Diabrotica virgifera virgifera (western corn rootworm)
Lineage: Eukaryota; Metazoa; Arthropoda; Insecta; Coleoptera; Chrysomelidae
Gene: pasilla
Product: RNA-binding protein Pasilla
Exons: 11
Coding region: 618-2258 (546 amino acids)
Biological process (GO): mRNA splicing, via spliceosome; regulation of alternative mRNA splicing, via spliceosome
Cellular component (GO): cytoplasm; nucleus
Molecular function (GO): mRNA binding
Source: RefSeq, a predicted model, not a curated record
ACUAAAUUGUUUAUUGUAUGUCAAAUUGUUUCAGUUCAAUUAUUUUUAUUUCUUUUACCUAUCCAUCCAUCCUGAAUUGGGCUUUCAUAAAUUUUUCGUGUUGUUUCCAUUUCAUAAUCGAGGAAACCAUUAAAUUAUGGGUGAUGUGGUCCAUUAAGAGCCAAUCAGAACAUUAGAAAUUAUCGUAAAUUUCAAAGAUCAAGGCGAAAGGUGGGGAUGAAAAAUUGAGGCCUCUAAAAUUUCAAUUGAUGUUAUUGUUAAGUGAAUAAACAAAUUGUCCGCUUAACCCCGCCACACCAUAUCCCCAUUGCACGUUACUGCGAAGUAUAGUUAUCCUUUGUCCGCCUUCUCCUGCAGUCCUGCUGAACGAAUAGAAUAAUACAAAUUGCAAAACGAGCAGUCAGCAGCAAGUAGUUAUUGGAGUGUCGCGCGCAUAUAACGUACAAUUGACAAGCGAGUGCGCAUAUCGUCCGACAAAACCCAACAAAACCGAUUAGUCGUUAUUUUCUUACGAACGCGUGUGUGUGCCACUCUGUUUUGAAACUGUGUUCAGUGAGAAAUUCUGUCCGCUCUCUGUUUGCGCCGAAUGACAUUUCGAUUUUAACUCCACAAGCAAAAUGGCUGCCGAUUCGGGAAUGGAUACAUGCCCCUCGCCUGAGAUCGCCGAUUCCAGAAAAAGACCUCUGGAUGGGGAUGCCGAGAACGGAGACACUAAGCGCUCCCACUUUAGUUCAGAUGGAGGAUCUGAUGAGGAAAAAUACGUUCAAGGUGAGGAUUCCUCGUGUAACUUAAUAGAUAAAUCAAGGGGAGAUGGUACCUUCCACUUCAAAGUUUUGGUUCCCAGUGUCGCAGCCGGCGCCAUUAUUGGAAAGGGAGGUGAAACUAUUGCACAACUACAGAAAGAAACUGGAGCUAGAGUUAAGAUGUCGAAAUCACACGAUUACUAUCCAGGUACAACGGAGCGAGUGUGUCUGAUAACGGGCAGCGUGGAAGCAAUUAUGAACGCCCUUGACUUCAUAAUGAAUAAAAUCAGAGAAAAACCGGAUUUGGCCAAAAACAUGGGCGACUCAGAAAACAAGAUGCACGAACGUGAGAGGCACGUUAAGAUUUUAGUGCCAAAUUCUACGGCUGGUAUGAUAAUAGGCAAGGCGGGGAACUACAUCAAACAGAUCAAAGAAUCCAGCGGGUCGUAUGUACAGAUAUCGCAGAAAUCCAAAGAUAUUAGUUUGCAAGAGAGAUGUAUUACAGUAAUCGGAGAAAAGGAACAGAACAAACAAGCCUGCAUGAUGAUUAUGAGUAAGAUAGUAGAAGACCCUCAGAGUGGCACGUGUUUAAACGUAUCCUACGCCGAUAUCAACGGUCCAGUUGCCAAUUUUAACCCUACCGGUUCACCCUUCGCCAACCAACACUCUCCCAACGCUUUCAACGCUUCCACAACGAGUCUUAAUGGCGGCUUAAGUACUGCCGUUUCACAGGGUCUCCUGCUCAAUGGCGGACUUAACCUCAGUCUCAAUUUGAGCACUGCAGGACAGAAUAUUUCGAAUGUAACUGCGCAGUUAUUGGAUCAUAUCAAGAUGCAAUUGAGGACAUCCGGUCUGGCCGAUUCCCAAAUCGUUGAAAUUUGUGCUGCACUUGCCGUUCUGGCCAAAUAUGGAGUCAUAUCCGUUGGAUUAGGAAUUGGUCAAGCCCAUCCAGGAACCUUGCCAAAUUAUUUGAGUGUUAUGGAAGGAGCUGCGCCAAAUCCAGGUGCAGGAGUUUUUGGAGCUAUUGGUCAGGUUAGCUUAGGAGAUUGUCUAGCUGCCAAUCCUGCUGCACCACGAUCUAGUUUAGAAAGAUACGAAUCUGCGUUCGACCCUUUUCGGCAUCAGGCCUCAGCUGCUACGGCGCCUAUUUCUUUAAAUAAUAAUAGUUUCGGUUUGGGAACGGGUCAGCAGAUGACUGUACUGAGUAAAAGUCCUACUCCUGCAGAUUUAGGUGGCCCUAAAGAUUCGAAAAAUGUUGAAAUUGCAGAAGUCAUCGUAGGAGCAAUUCUUGGACCCGGUGGCAGAUCGUUGGUAGAAAUUCAACAGAUAAGCGGUGCAAGCAUCCAAAUAUCAAAGAAAGGCAUAUUCGCCCCUGGUACCCGCAACCGUAUCGUGACCAUCACAGGAAACCCGCAUUCCAUCAACACUGCUCAAUAUCUAAUCGAACAGCGCAUAAGCGAAGAAGAAAUAAAAAGGGCACGUAACAACGGCUUAGGACAACUCGCAAUCCAGUGAUCAAUGCCUGAAGAGGGCGUUAGUAUAAAUAGUGUUACAACAUGUACAAACAACAGAAGUCCGCAGAAUGAGGAUAAACCUAUCGAAAAGGGACUAUCUUGGUGCGAGGAGUAGGUUGUUUGGGAUGGGCCGGAACGUUAGGGCAAUUUAAAUGCUAGAAAUCUAUUAUUUACAUCUUGUGUUACCUAAAAAACUUCUAUUAUUUAGUAUAUAGAUCCUACUUUGACAGGAGUUGACAGUUGACAGCUUGUUGGACAGUUGACAGCUUGACGUGAGCUGUCAAUCUGUCUUUCUAUCUAUUAAAAUACAUAUAUCUUCCAAAUGAGAUGCUAUAUGAUUUCAGCUUCUGAAUUUAAGUUGCCCUAAUAAUUGCCAUUUUUGUUAAAAAUUAUAUGUCUAUUUUAAUGGUAAAACUACCAUUGUGUCCUGUUACCGUACUAUAUAAUUUGACUGGGUCUUUCGCGGGUGUUUUACUGUUGUGAUACCGUUUCCUUUACACUCCAAACAUCACCUGUUCCAAGCUUGCAUCAAUGUUAAAUCUAAAAAUGUAUGCCAUAACCUAAAAAGACCCGUCUAUGUGUAUUGUAUUGUUUGUUUAUAAACUGUACGUCGUACAGUCUAAUAUAUUUGUUUGUAUUUUAUUUUUUGAAAAAUUGAAAUAUAACAUGUUAUUGAUAUGUAAUUUUUACGUGUUUUAAAGGAAUUUAAAGUUUAUUUUUUCAAAGGACCAAUUCUAAGUCAGUUUUGUUUAUAUGUAUAUUUUUGUUGGAAUUGUUACUAAAAGAGUUUUAUAUUUUCUGCAAAGUUUAAAUAAGCCAAUCGUUAGGUCUAGCUUUUUGAAACAUUUUCGGAAGAAAUUUAAAAUUGGAUUUAGGCCAGUCAGUUCCAGAUGUGGGUUCACGUUAAAUACUCUGUAAUUAUAGAUAGGACUUUCAAAUUUUUGGUGGAAUAUUUGGAACAUCAUCUUAUAUUAAGAUGGCUAUAUAGAUUGUGAAGUCAAUAUAACUGUUUUCUGCAAAUUUUGGAAUGGUUGUUAAUGAGAAAUAUGACUUAAUUAUGAUUUGGUUUUUAAUUUUGAAUCAGUAACUAUAUGCAGCCCCAAAACAAGAAAACUGCAUAUUUUAUAAAUUAUUUUAUAUCGUCAAUAUCGGCAUUUUAUUCAACUUUUCAACUUCGAAAUAAUAAUCAUCCAAUACAUGGGAAAUAGAAGGAAGAACAAAAAGGCUUUGGUGGGAGAUGUUAGACAAGAAAUGUCUAUGAAGGGGAUUAAUAUUGAUAUCACCAAGAUAAAAGUCUAAAUGUAACAAAGAAAAUAGAGAUAAAGAGAAUAAUCACUUUGUCUAAAAUUCUUAUUCUGCAUUCAACUCUCCUGUUAUUGUUCUUUUCAUUGUUUUGAUAUGCAGUAUAAAAGACCUCGACAUUUUAAUAAAAAAACUUAUGCUUUUGUAUUAUUAACAAUGGCAUUUCACUAAUAGUUAUGUUAAGUAUUAAUUUUUAAAUUAUUAAGUACCUCUACACACAGGAAUAUUUGUGUUCUGUAUAUUUGCCCCACGUUGGGCGCCAUUUCUAGCCAGCAUGAAAGAUACAUUUGACCUUUUCCAAUAAAUCCUGUAUGAGAUUAAAACAAACCAAUUUUAAAAAUGUCUUUGGGAGAGGUACUUUUCCUCAAAUACUUUCUGUAACAUUAGAGUUAAUGAAACUCUAGUUGAUGGGUUAAUCUAUCAUAUUAUUAAUAACGUAAUUAAAAUAUAUUUUGCAUUCCUAUUUUGAUCCAUCUGAUUUCUCAAACUUAAAACUCAAGUGACACUUAAGAUUUUGUAUUUAUACUUGGCCAUUUCUUCCAAAUUAAAAAAAAUGAAUUUUCCAAUUUUUUGCAACUACUAACACCUAAAAGUACAAAUUCAAAAAAUAUUUUUGUUAUUAGUGCCUUUAUCAUCAAUUAAUAGUACAGACAUUACUACGAUUAAUGUGAGUUGUUAUGACUUAAUCUAAUCCUAUAGACUUCUUAUCAAGAUGAAUUUUUAAAUUUCUUUUCGAUGAAAUGUUUCGUCGAUUGGCUGCUAAUUGUUACGAAUCGAUCUGAUUUUCUACAGGUAGAUUUAGAAUUUUUAGAAAUUUUAAAUCGAAAAUGUGAUGAAAUCAUUCAUAUUGUCACUUCUGGUGUCUGUACCCAUCAUAUUUUCCUUUUCCAUGUUUCACAUAGAGUAUAAUGUGUAUAUAAUUUUAUCUAUUUUUUAACAUUCGAUCAUAUUUACUAACAUUGAAAAACAUUUUAGGCCAAUAAGCUAGUAAUGCUGCGUUGAAAUUAAUUUAGAAUAUAACUAUUGCUAUAUGUUAACCAAACUAAACCUAAUAGGCUAAUCCUGUUGUAAACGCCUAUUUAUUUUUGUAAAUUAUUCUUAACGCAGUGUUACCAACUUAUUAUAUAUUAAUUUUAGAUAGUUAUUAAUAAUUUUAGUAGACUAGGCAAUCUGGGUUGGGUGUUUUAUUUCAUAUUUCGUAAUUUAGGGUACAUGGUACAAAUCUUAGUUUAAGGGAAACAUCUUUCUCACAAAAAAAUAACUUAAACAGUACCUUAAAUGUUUUUGAGAUGUCAUUCAGAUGGGAAUACUGAGUUAUCACUGAUUGUUGACAUCACACAUAGAUUACAAGAUUUUUCUCUUUACUCAGGUUUAGUUUGGUGAUUGCCUAUUUUAGUUAGUUGUAACAAUAUUUUUUUCUAUAUUGUGAUUGGUAAUUGUUGGAGAAGGCAUACAUAAAGGUUAUUAAGGUACAAGUUUUCAUUUCGCACAGGUAAGAAAUAAAAUAUAUGCGCCAAAAUUUCAUUUUUGGACUGAUACUGAGUGAUACUAGAGGCUGUAAUAUAUUCACAGCCAAGAAAAAGCGCCCUAAAUGCAGGAACUGCGUUAUUGUCUUAGGCUGGCCACUCACUAUCUGGUACACCUGACAGGUACAGCUGAACGGUUACACAUGUCAGAUGUACCUGAUAGUGUGUGACAGGCCUUAGAUUUACGUGCCAAAAUCGUAAAAUAUUGAUAGAGAAAUUAGGAAGCAAGACUCAUCUUUGUUGGCGAGAAUCUUGAGUUAAUUGUUUAGGUCCGCUGUUUUUUGACCGUAAAUAGUUUACAGACCUGUAUUUGUUUAGUUUGUAUUAAUUUAAUCGGUGGUUUACAACAAAUGUGAUGUAUAUUGUAAAUAAAAAAGGUAUAGUGACGCUGCACAGCAAAAACACAUUGUCAAUUUAUGAAAAGUAAGGUAUGCGUGUGAAAAAAUCGAAGCAAGCACUUAAAGAGAUGAAAAUUUGUAGAAAUAUUGUGUAAAAACAUGUCUGUCUUCUUCGUUAUUGAAUUUCCAAAAUGUGUACCUGCAUGAAACCUCAUAAUACUUAUAUUUUUGCUCGAGAUAGCUGGCUGGCCAGAUCUCUUCAAAUGCAAGAAGAUAGUUCUAACUUGCCAGAAAUCGCACAUUCUAUAUACAGAUUGAAAGUAUGUAUUCUAAAUUUUUACAUGUGGUUAAAUUUAUAUCGUUAUUUUUCAAAAUUCAGUUUUAAAUCACUUAAUCAUCGAAAAAAGACUUUGAACGGCUAUGGUCUCGACUGCCAUGCUCUUAGAGGCUUAUAUAACUAAGGUAACAUUUGUUUAAAGUUUAAAUGGAACUAAUUUAAUCAAGGUAUCUGCUGGGCUGCUGCAAGAUUAGUGGCAGCAGUCCAUAUCUCUCGCUGUGUCUCAUGAUGUGACCGAGGUAUUCGAUUUUAGCUGUUUUUAUUGUGCUUAACAGCUCUUUUUCUUUUUGCAUUUUCAACAAAACACCCUGAUUAGUAUCCCUAUAGCGGAAACUAUUACACGUUUUCUACCUUCAUACUGUUUCGUGCUUAUUCGGAUUCACAAACUUUUGUAAUCAUUAAACUUUUCACUUUACAUGUCCAAAUGCAUUGUACUCAUACAAACAUUUAUAUUCAUCAUUAAAUGAUGAUUUGGACUGAUGACUAAACCAGAUAGUUAGCUUGGUUUUGGAAAUAUGGUAGUACUACUGUAAAACGUGCAAGUAUGAAACUAUGUGAUAAUAUAUGUGGCGACACGCUUUAAUUACUAUUUUUGCUAAUUUUAUUUUUUAAUAACUUUUCUCAAAACGGUCAUAUAAAUUCACAUCUAAUAUACAAACCAGAUGCUAAGAAGUUUUACGAAACGAAAUGUAUCCCUAACCAUAAUAUGUUUUUGGUGUGUUCAGUUUAACAAACUGAAUUCCCCAUAAAUUAAUUACCUUAUCAGACUUUAUGUCAACUUCUUAAAAUACAGAAAGGUUUCAACUUUUAAAACGUCAGAUGUAGUAAUUUAUUGCCUUUUCUAGCCAUAUUGUAGAAACACAAACAUAUUAGCGUUUGUGGUUUUUUUUUCAGCCACAGUCAGUUGAUACACAACCAUGGGUCGAUUUACAACCUCCCGUCGGCGGUCACAUCCCAGCGGGCGUCGGGAUAGACGUGGUACGUCAACAACACACCCUUUCGAGAUAUAAGCAAAACACGUUUUUUUAUCGACACAAAUAAAUAUAUUAUUGUUCAUUGUUUACACUUAUUUUUAAUUGAUUCCGUAACCUACCAUCGGAACGAAGUAGUUCAACACAGUACAGAAUUUGCGAUUUCGAGCAGUUGUUACCAAUCAUGAAUUUUAUUAAAAAAGGGAUUUAAAGAAAUAAAAAGGGCAUAUAUACAUAAUAUAGUGUACAUAGUCAUUAGAAAAUUAGUCAUCUACUUCACUUCUAACGUUACAUACUUCUCAUAGAUCUUUAUCAUAACUAAUUAUAUAAAAUAUUAUAAUCUAUACAAAGAUAAAUGUGACUCAAAUCAUAUAUUGUUGUUAUAGCAUGUUGUUAAUAUUGUUAAUGUUUGGAUACACAUCUCACCCGAAAUAUUUUAACUUGGCUGUCUAAUAUUUAACAUUUUUAAUCGUACAACCUAGUAAAAUAAGUUUUUACUAAUUUAUUAUAUAAUCGGUAGGUACAUUUCGAUACCAGUAUUUGAGGCAGUCCAUUCUAAAGUGACUAAACGUUUUUAAAAUGUAAUUAUAGCGAUCCUAUUGAAUUUUUUCUUAAAAAUGACAGUAUAGUUUUGUGUAUCGUUUUGUUUUCAGGCGUUGACAUAUGUCUUGCUUUCUCGUUUGGCUGGUUCUUCUUUUUGGGGGAUUCACUCAAUAACUAUUUGAUAUUCAUUCUUCCCAGUGCCUUCACUGACGUCAGUUAUUUCUAUUAAUCAUUCGAUAGUUGCAGGUAACGACAAACCUGAUACUUCUUAAUAACAAUUAUUAUUUUGGCACUUACAAUCAACAUCUCUUCUUAUUUUGUAUAGACAUGACUGUCUGUUUUUUUUUGUCAAUGUGCUUCCAGUAAGUUGUCGUUCCAUCGUUUUCGUGGUCUUCCCACUGAUCGUCUUCCUAUUGGGGAACCGUCUCUCGCCGUCCACUACUCUAUUUAUUGUAAUUCGGCUUAUGUGUUAUUUCAUUCUACUCUGUUUCUUACUCGGUUGUUAAUGUUCUCCACUUGUUCUUGCAUUUCUAGAUCUGUCCCAAUAGUGUCUUACCAUCGAUUUUUCGAAGGGUUUUCAUUUCUCUGUUGUUGCUAGCAAUAUUUUUGUUCCCUCUGCCAGGUCGAGUUUCUGACGCAUAUGUCAUUAUUGGUCUGAUGACUGUUUUGUAAAUUCUGCCUUUCAUUUCUUUUCUAUAUUUUUAUUUCUCCAUAUUUUUCAUUCAGACAACCUGCAGCUCUCUGUGCUCUUUGCUCAACAUUUGGGCAGCUUAAAUUUUUUAAAUGCCAUCUUAUCAAUGAGGAACGUGCAAUAAAUCUAAAUAGGGCCAUUUUAAAUUCCGUUUUUAUACUAAUGUCCUCCCAUUAUUAACAAAUCUACAAAUUGUCCUCUUAUUAUCUUACCCAUAUUUUUUAAUGCAACAGAAAUACAUUUUCACAUUUUCAGUUAGUACUGUUCACAGAUAGCUCCAUUGGUCCAACUUUAGAUGUGGGAUCUGGUCAUUUGUUGUUGUUAUUGCUAGUUUGAGGAAAAGACUAUCCAAUAAGCCAAAACAUCGAGAUGUAACUUUUCAUUUCAAAUACGUGGUUAAAUGCUCUACAGUAUGCAAAAAUACUUAAAAUAAAAUCGUAUGUCUUUGACAAGUCCUAUGCUUUUAAAAUUCUUUAUUCGGUCAAUAUCUAAAAUCAGACUAGGACUAAAAAUCUAAAAAUUAUACACCGAUAUAACUUAAUUCUAUGAAAUGCCAAUAGUGUCAAAAUUUCAUAAAUGUCAAUAGUGUCAAAAUUUCAUAACAGUUGAGUAAACUUGACUGCGGUUGGACCAAUUACAAACAAGCAUUACGGCGCGGUAAAUUUGAAUUAUUCCUCCUGGUUUAAAAACAAACCAUAGUAAUUAUAAACAUCCAAUAUGAAAGAAGUUAGUUUUGAAAUGGACCGCCUCUUGUACAAACAUUUAAAGAAUUAUUUCAGCAAUUAAUUAUUUGAGAUUUCUUCGCAGCUUAAAAAUAAAGAUUAUAAAUGUUAUAGUUUUAGUAACUGAAACGCAAAAAGUGCCUAUUUCUUUUAUAAAAUUGUUAAAACUCCCCACUGUUUCAAAUUUCCAACCCCAGUUUAGAACUUGAUGUUUUAAUGUCGUAUAGUAAAUAUUUGAAAUGAAGACUGUUUUUACAAGUGUUAAAUAUGUGUAUAAUGAAUUUAAGUACAUCAAUAUAGGUCAAUUGUUUAACAUACAUUCAGAUAUUUAAUGUUAACGAAAAUAUAUCGUCGUAUAGGGCUAUUCAACGCUUCUCAUUUGUUUAGUACACUUGACAUAUGACGUAUAAUAUAUAUGUACGUCAUACGUCAUUGGUAUAUAUCAAUUAUAUAUACCAAAAACGUCUGACGUAGAUAUAUACACGUCAUGUGUCAAGUGUAUUAAACAAAUGAGAAGCAAUGGAUAGUCUUAUUAACAGCGACAACCCUGCGAAGAAGUCACUGGGCAUUUUCGUUCUUAUUUUUAAGCUUCCAAGUUAAAACGUUGAGGUGACUAUAUACACAUUCAUAGUUUUAUCGUCUAAAUGUUUGUGAUGGCCAUAUAUUGACUUUAACAUAAAUAUAAGUAAUUGUAUUGUAAUUUUAUGGAACAAGCCCUGAAACAAGUUAUAUCUAAUGUUAUAAUACUACAACGGGUGACGUGUUAAUUAUAGUUGUUGCUUGAAACAUUUUCAGAUUAAUCGUUUCAUACUAAAAUACAGGACUGGCCAUUUUGUAAUUGACAAAGUCAUUGAAAAUUCAAGAUUAUGAUAAUAAAAUGGAAUAGGCAAAUCGUUUAAUAAAAACGAGUCAGUUAUUAACGAACAAUUACAUAGGAGCGUAGCAAGUUAUGAUUCUAAAGGAUGCAGUUAUGACAGUCUCGAAUGCCUCACUCACAAACUGACAUUCAACAGUUUUGGCUUAAACCUUUGUCCUAUCAGUAUGAUAUCAGUUUACUGCUUGUAUGUUACAAGGCGAUAUUACCAUAAGCAAUGUGGUUCUGGGUAUAAAAUAUUUACUAGUUUAGUGGAGAAGUUUGGCAAGUUAGAUCCCACGUUUGAUAUCGAAUUCUCCGGCCUCUGUGUUUAUUCCAAUAUUUGUUAAUAUCUCCAUCAGGUUGUCGUGCUUUUCUUUAUGGUAAUCAAUGAAGUAUGAUUCAAUGAAGUAUGCAUAGAUAUCCAAGUCUUUAUAUCCUCGUCACGUAAUAUAAAUGAAGACUCAUAGCCAAAUCACACUUCAAUCCAGUAUGAUCACAAUCAAGCAUCGACGCAUCGGCCAGCUCCGGGUAGGAGGCGGCCGAUGAACCACCAGGAGCUGGCAGCUACCGCUCACUGCGGUUACGGUCUCGCCGAAACGCCUCUUCACUACAGAGCGCUUCCACCUUGGCAGAGUUCCAAUUCAUUCCAUUGCAUAUCUGCCGUUUGAGUUCUUCCCGGUUCAGUACACCGCGAGAAACUGAUUACAUGAUUCUCCUUCCUCUUCUUAAUUACCCUCUCGGCUGCCCUACUUGGAUGCCUCGGAGUAGAAGUGGAAAUGAGUGAGAUUGCGCCGGUAUUGAAAUGCGUACGGUUGUCUUCGGACGAGCUGUUGAAUGCCGAGCGGAAGGAUAUCGUUACAGUAGUUAAUUACAAGAAAACUCCUGUAUUUAUCGUUAAAAUUCGUUAGAAUCGUUCAUUUCCAUGUAAAGUUCGUUAGAAAAUGGCCAGUUCAUUUCCAUGUAAAAUAAGUUCUUCGCAAAAAAUACUGUUGCUGUGAUAUUCACUUCUAUAAAGAAAUCGCAAGGGUCAGCUAAUUUGCAAAUAUUACUAAUAAAAAUUCAUAAUCUUUUUAUGAUAUAAAUAACAAUUAUGUGUUAUUUCAUUAAUUAGUCUUAAUUGGGUAUACCUAUACAAUUUAUCAUAAAAAUACUUUGGAACUAACAAUAAAACUGUAUUUAGAUAUAUAUUAAAAAUUGAUUCAUGAUGCUGUAUAUUAUAUAUUGAUGGUAUAUUUUUAUCCUUCGUUCUUUAACUAUGUACUUUAAUAUUUAUCUAGCCGAUGCUGCAGAAAAUUUCAAUAUAUUGGACUAUUAAAUUAUUAAACCUACAACACUCCUUAAGUAAAAAAUUGCAUGAGUAUCAUACUUAUGCGCUGAGGGCUAGUUGCGUUAAGACAGAUGAAUUUUAUCAUUGAAUAAUAUACCUAUAACAUUUUUUGGUUAUAUUUAAAAAUAAACAUGAAAGUGAAAUAUACACACAUACACAUUAUUAGGCAUUGCUUCUAAAAUAUAUAGGGAUACCUACAAUGUUAAACCAAAAUUUAAAAAAAAAUAUGGAAUAAGAGAAUUCUAUUCAAAUGGAUUUCUUAACUGAAUUCAAAGCAUAAGUACAGUAGAACCCCGUAAAUCCGAACCCCGCGAAUCUGAACUUUCGGCAAAUCCGAACCAACGGAAAGUAAAAAAAAUUUAAAAAUUCAAGACAAAAACAUGUUUAUUAUACAGAGUAAAGCCAGAAAAUUGGACAAUGUAGGAUUACUAGGACUUUGACAUUUAAAAUUUCUUAAAAAUAAAUAUUAUACUUUAAUACACAGGUUUAUAAAGGUUAAACACAAACUUACUUUGGUUCUCUAGUAGUCAACUUGAGUCCAAAAAUAUUGUCCAUACUGUUGCGAGAACGUUUGGCUACUCAAAAUCACAAUGAAAGCUUUGAACUACUAGUUAAGGCUAACUUUCGGAUAAUCCGAACUUUUCGGAAUCCGAACAGGCUGUCCCCCCAAUUAGUUCGGAUUUGCGGGGUUCUAUUGUAUAGCUGACCCGUGUGAUAAUAAGUAUCUGUGAGAGUAUAGUUCCCCAAAAGUGUGCGCUUUUCCAAAUUUUUUUCGUGAUAGCAAUAUUAGCUACAAUAUACCUCACUGUUUUAAUCAAUAUAAUCAUCUAACCAUAUUUUAAUUCGACCCAGAUUUCAACUCGCGUUCUGCUGGGAUACCUGGAUAAAAUCAGAAUGUCGACAUCAAAAAUAAUUCUGCACUUGUUAAAACGUUUAUCCACAAAGAUAUUACAUCUAAGAUAUUUUCGAUUCUGCAGAACCGAUAAUUUUGAUUUUAUCCGGUAGAGGCGAUAGAACAGUAAUUAAAACGAUUCUAAAAAAAGGUUUAUUCGUAGUAUGUACGAUCAGCAACCGUUUCCGACCAUCAGACGCAAGCGCAGUUAACAGUUAGCGAUGCGCAGUUAACAAUUAGCGUUCGUAGAAUACGAACGCGCAUGCGUCUACAUACCGGUCAUUAUGCAAGCAUAUUGUCCGGUAAUAAUGUAAUCUUGCACUGAAAUAGUGGUCUCUUUUUCAUUCGAGCUCGCGCAUUUCAGCGCUACUGGAAUAGUGUGGACUGUCAAUCCAGUGUCAACUGUCAAUCCAGUAAUUGAUUAACCUAUCUUUUGAAUGACUGGAAUCGCUUUUAUAGUUUUUGAAUGACUGGAAUAGUGUGUGAACAGCACUUGACUGGAUUUCUGGACUUUAAUAAUGUUAACCAGGUGUUAAGCUAUAUUUUUCUAUGCAAAUAAUUUGGAUCUCCGUAAUAUCCUCGUGAGAUAUGGUAUUCACAGUAGUUAAUUACUGUAUUUGAUAGUAUUUUAAUUACUGUUCUAAGAAGACACCCUGCUUCAUCGUUUCAUUACCCACGAUUAGUUGUAUGUCCAUCAGAUUUUUGUUAUACAUAAAAAAUGUUACUUGUAAAUAUUUUAUUUUUAUAUAUAGAUAUAUUAACACUCAUUUAAUGAUACAUGUUAUGUUCCAUUAAAUUUAUAUAUUUUAUUUGUUGGAAAAUCCUGGAAAAUAGAGGGAAAAUGUUGAUAUUUGCAUGUAAAGAAAAAGCGUUGAUGUUGAUAUAAAUGUUUAUUAUAUAUUAACGGGCCUAUAUAUAAAUGACGAUAAACAUUUGAUAUGUUAACUGGUCAUAUAAUUACUAGGUAGGCACUUGAGGAUUCACUGUUUUAUAUUAAAAUUUUAAAAAGCAGGGCAUUAUCUGCUUUGUUGCUGUGAAUAGUUUAAUUCGGCAUAUUUAAAUUCAUCUUGUCGACUAAUUGUUCAAAUACUUCUAUUACAUGGUGGAAAAAAAUCUGUAUUGGAGAAACGUUCCACCAAAUGACGUAUCCCGAAAUUUAGGCCAUAUUUACUGUUACUUUCAAUAGGGCUAUUCAUCUCUGCCAUUUUUUUCGAACACUUGAUUUAUGACGUAUACGUCAUACGUCAUUCGUAUCUAUAAUUAGUAUAUUAUACGUCAUAGAUUGUGUUCGAAAAAAAUGGCGGUGAUGGAUAGCCCUAUGCAUAAAUCUUCCAAUAAGUUAGAAAGCUAGUAGAUAGAUCAAGCAUAUAGAAAUAGGGCUUUUCAUCGACUGUCAUUUGUUUCGAGCUUCUGUCAUGUGUCACAUAAUAUUAAUAUAUCUACGCCAUACGUCUUUGGUUUGUAUCGUUGGUAUAUAUCAAUAACGUAUGACGUAGAUAUAUUAAUAUUAUGUGACACAUGACAGAAGCUCGAAACAAAUGACUGUGAAUGAAAAGCCCUAUAUAAAUGGUUUGCCUAACACCGCUGUUUUAGAUUUGAAGUAGUGGAAACCAAAGUUGUGUCACAUGAUUAGAAUUUCCGUAAAAGUAUUUAUAACGAUUGUUCCUUAAGACUGUUCUAAUGAAAGUAGUAGCGCAAAAUAACUAAACGCUUCUAAGAAACUCAAGAAUGCUAUUCAUUGCCGCCAUUUUUCUCGUACAUUUGACGUGCAAUAUGUAUACGUCAUAUGUCAUUGGUAUGUACCGAAGACGUAUGACGUAUAUUGUACGUCAUACGUCAUACAGUCACUCACUCUGUCAUAAAAAGUAAAUUUAUAUAAAAAUAAAUUAUUCCAUAUGUUCUCUAAUCGACAUGAAUCUUAUUUUUCCCUUUUUAAUUAUUCUGGACUCUUUAAUGUGUUCGCUGAAAUAAUUUUAUCCCCACUCCCGACUAAAUAUGACAUUGCAUUAUUUUUGGCCAGCCAUAGUUCCUGACUAUCCCCUCCAGUGGAUUCAACUAUUCUCAUAUUGACCUCAAAUGGAUCAGAAACUAAUAUUGUGAUAUAUUUGGAAAAACUAAAAAGAUCGAUGAAAAUGAAGUGGUUGUUGAGAUGAAUUUAAACAGCCAGUAUGUGUAAAAAGCACGGGUCAAAUAGAAAUGUGUGAUAAUAAUUCUGCUUUGUGUUAUUAAGUUUGUUGUUUUAUGUAAAUAUUAAUUUUUCUUUACGUUAAAAUGGAUAAAAUACUAGGGAUCUAAAAUAUAAUGUAAAUUAGCAUAUCUUAUGGUACAAUUUACUAUUCAUGCUUCAUUCAUUCAUGCUAUUCUUUAACUUUAGAGCAUUCCACAAUGAUCUAUUAAAAUCUAGAUGUCACACGAAGAACUGGAAUUUUCCAAGAGUAUCGAACAACAAAAUAUCCAAAUGUAACCUCAAAAUAGUAUCAUUCGCUUAUACAGAACAAUGCUAUAAUAUGAUCCUUGCUACAUAAACUCACUAAUUACAGUUAAGGGGGGAAGGGUAUGGUUUGAAAUCAACAUUUCGAGCCCAUUUUUGUGAAUUAUUUAGAGUUAGUGUUACCUCACGAAAUAUCUAAAGAAAGUCUGUGCAAAAUUUCAGGUGAAUCGGUAAAAUAGUUUUGGAGUUACAAUAUCUACCACCUUUGAAAAAAGCAGUUUUGAGAAAAAUGCUUUCAAAGUUUUGAAAACUUUAUUUUCAAUUUUAUUUUUGUCUGUUAAAUCGUAAAGUGAUGCACACCGAAAUAUGUUUUUGAAUCGCGGAGUAAUUUACAAAAGGGGAACAGCUGUUGAACGUUUCUAACUACGCUCAAGCACGCUGUAGCGAAGCUGCCGCAAAGCGAGUCGAAGGUAGGGAUAUUCACUUACUUUAUCUCUGGUAAUUUUACUCCAAUCAAUCUGAAAUUUUCAGAGAGUAGUCUUAAAGUUAAUUUUAAAAUUUCAAACCGUUUCAACCUCCCCCCUUAAUCACAAAACCUUCAACUGUGUUAUUCACUUCACUUCAAAUAGAGUUAUAGCUAUAACACUGUAUUGGAAAGAUUCAUACUCUAUGUAAUGUCAGGUUUUACUAGUUCAUAAAUAUUAUUAAAAGCGCUUAAAAUUUCAGCUAGAUGGACGAAUUUUAACUUUUUUAGAUCCCUAGUUUUUCCAAAUUUUUACGUGCUAUAUUUUUCUUGCGUACGAUAUACCUCCUCGCACAUUAUAGGUACUGAGGGGAAGGUUAACAUCCCUAUGGUCUAAAUUACUUAUAAAAUUAAUAUAUAUCAUAACGAAAGGUUGUAUGUGAGCUGACAAUACUAAAAAGUUUGUGCGAGGUGAUAUUUUCUACGCGUAUGAACCAGUUAUUACUUACUAUAUUAUUACAUAAAAUUUUCACCAGCAAUGGUUACCAACUUUGCACACUUUUCUUAUCAUUUUUGCAAAAUCUAUUGGCAAAUGAGAUAUUCAAAAUUAUUAUAUAAAAAAAAGAAACAAUAAUAUUGAAUAUCACUUGACAUAUUUUUUGAUAGAUUUUAUUUCUCCAUAUCAUUUUUGUUUAGGUAGAUAGCCGGGUAUAUAUAAAUAUAUUGUUAAACACAUUAAAAUUUCAAUAAAAUCAUAGUGCCAUAUAA